Sorghum bicolor (sorghum) is the source of this 426-nucleotide messenger RNA. RefSeq names its product glycine-rich cell wall structural protein 1.0-like. Bases 1 to 426 code for a protein of 141 amino acids. The record is from RefSeq and is a predicted model, not a curated record. Lineage: Eukaryota; Viridiplantae; Streptophyta; Magnoliopsida; Poales; Poaceae. The transcript is spliced from 2 exons.
AUGGAAAAAGAAAAAAAAUACCUUAAGCCGCCGGAAGGGCCGGGGCACCGGCGGUGGCGCCCGGUGGCAGCGGCCUCGCCGCCCGGGGCGCGCGGGGCGGGGGAAGCGGCGGGCCGCGCGGGGCCGGGCAAGCGGCGUGGCGGGGCGGCGCGCGGUGGCGGCCGCGGCAGCGGCGCGGCGCGCGGUGCGGGGUGGCGGGGCGCGCGGCCUCGGGGGCAGCGGCGGGCCGCGCGGUGCCGGGACAGCGGCGUCGCGCGCGGUGGCCGCGCCGGCAGCGGCGCGCGGUGCGCGGUGGACGGAGCGGCGGGGCGCGCGGUGGCUGGGGGCGCGGGGCGCGGGCGCUGCGUGAGCAGGGGAGGAGCCAGCCGGGCCAGCUUUUACCCUACCUCGGCGCCGAGAUCCGUGGCGCCGAGCUCGGCGCCGUGA